CGUCAGCAGCGGGAUGGCCGUAGCUGUGGCGGCGGCUGCAGAAGCCCGAGCAGCCGCGGCCGCAGUGGAGGCUGGAGCCCGAGUGGCGUCGGCGGCGGCACCUCGGGGAGUUUAAGAUGGCGGCAGGGGGGGCGGCGGGCCUGCGGGAGGAGCAGCGCUACGGACUGUCGUGCGGGCGGCUGGGGCAGGACAACAUCACCGUACUGCAUGUGAAGCUCACCGAGACGGCGAUCCGGGCGCUCGAGACUUACCAGAGCCACAAGAAUUUAAUUCCUUUUCGACCUUCGAUUCAGUUCCAAGGGCUCCAAGGGCUUGUCAAAAUUCCCAAAAAUGAUCCCCUCAAUGAAGUGCAUAACUUUAACUUCUAUUUGUCAAAUGUGGGCAAAGACAACCCUCAGGGCAGCUUUGACUGCAUUCAGCAAACAUUUUCCAGCUCUGGAGCCUCCCAGCUCAAUUGCCUGGGAUUUAUACAAGAUAAAAUUACAGUGUGUGCAACAAACGACUCGUAUCAGAUGACACGAGAAAGAAUGACCCAGGCAGAGGAGGAAUCCCGCAACCGAAGCACAAAAGUUAUCAAACCCGGUGGACCAUAUGUAGGGAAAAGAGUGCAAAUUCGGAAAGCACCUCAAGCUGUUUCAGAUGCAGUGCCUGAGAGAAAGAGGUCAACCCCCAUGAACCCUGCAAAUACGAUUCGAAAGACACAUGUCAGCAGCAGUGUUUCUCAGCGGCCAUAUAGGGACAGGGUGAUUCACUUACUGGCACUGAAGGCCUAUAAGAAACCUGAGCUGCUUGCUCGACUCCAGAAAGAUGGCGUCAAUCAAAAAGACAAGAACUCACUGGGAGCAAUUCUGCAGCAGGUAGCCAAUCUGAAUCCUAAGGACCUCUCAUAUACCUUAAAGGAUUAUGUUUUUAAAGAGCUUCAAAGAGACUGGCCUGGAUACAGUGAAACAGACAGACGAUCAUUGGAGUCUGUGCUCUCUAGAAAACUUAAUCCAUCUCAGAAUGCUGCCAGUACCAGCCAUUCAGAAUCACCUGUAUGUUCUAGUAGAGAAGCUGCAUCUUCUCCUCAGAAACGACUUUUGGAUUCAGAUUUUAUUGAUCCCUUAAUGAAUAAAAAAGCUCGAAUAUCUCACCUGACAAAUAGAGUACCGCCAACAUUAAAUGGUCAUAUGAAUCCCAUCAGUGAAAAAUCUGCUGCAGGCCUCCCACCGCCCCCUGCAGCUGCUGCCAUCCCCGCCCACCCACCGCUGCCUUCAACUCACCUGCCUAUCUCAAAUCCUCCUCAGACUGUAAAUUCUAACUCCAAUUCCCCUAGCACUCCAGAAGGUGGGGGGACUCAAGACCUACCUGUUGACAGUUUUAGUCAAAAUGGUAGUAUCUGCAAGGACCAGCAAGACAAAUAUACCUCUAGGACUUCUCUGGAAACCUUAACCCCUGGAAACCUACUAAAGUGUCCAAAGCCUAUGGAAGAAAACCAUUCAAUGUCUCACAAAAAGUCCAAAAAGAAGUCUAAAAAACACAAGGAAAAGGACCAAAUAAAAAAGCAUGACUUUGAGACUAUUGAGGAAAACGAGGAGGACCUUAACAGAGAAGAGGAAAUUGCCAAGCUGAAUAACUCCAGUCCAAAUUCCAAUGAAGGAGUUAAAGAGGGCUGCACUGCCUCCACGGAGCCUUCAACAAUUGAACUCCCAGAUUAUUUGAUAAAAUACAUCGCUAUCGUCUCCUAUGAGCAACGCCAGAAUUACAAGGAUGACUUCAAUGCUGAGUAUGAUGAGUACAGGGCUUUGCAUGCCAGAAUGGAGACUGUAGCCAGAAGAUUUAUCAAACUGGACGCGCAACGAAAGCGCCUUCCUCCAGGCUCAAAAGAGUAUCAGAAUGUUCAUGAAGAAGUCUUACAAGAAUAUCAGAAGAUCAAGCAGUCUAGUCCCAAUUACCAUGAAGAAAAAUACAGAUGCGAGUAUCUUCAUAACAAGCUGGCUCACAUCAAAAGACUAAUAGGCCAUUCCUGUCAGCAAGUGCAAAUCACUUCCCCCUCUGCAUGAUCUGAGGUGCCCUCUCAGUUAUUUCACUGCCAACUCUUAUUUCAGAACCUGUUUACAAACAAGCCUUCCAGUUGGAGCUCCUACCCACCUACAUCAGCACAUCUUCUGGUUUACAAGUUGGGUAACAAUGGAAGCUGGAGAUGCUUUAUGGAAAUCCAGCAUUGCACACCCAUAGACUUGACCACAUACCAGUAAAAGCCUUAAUUUAGAUGUUUGUUGUAUACAUUGGACAGAUCCUUGCAAAAUGUGUAUCUAUCAGUUUCAAGUUUGAGAGUUGUAAAUCUCUGAAUCUGCUAUUACCCUGGGUUGCAUCCCCUUUGAAGAUGGGCAUGAGCCAGUUAAAAUAUUUCUAAUCAUUUUUCAUCUCCUACUGCAAGAUUUCAAGACUCUUAACAAAUGAUUGUUGCAGGAAUGGGUGGCCACUUAGUACAGAUUACUCUGGUGAAAGAAUUUAUUUAGUUGUUUGGUUGGUUGGUUUGGUUUGGUUUUUUUGGAGGAAUAGUAAGUGUAAAACAGCAUUGUCAACAUUAGAGAAUGAGUCGUGGUGGUAUUUUUCCAUCACAUUUCAUCUACAGUAAUUUGAAGGACCAACACCCAUAAAUCAACGGCAGAUUGAAUGAGCAGCUGAUUUAAAGCAAACCAAAAUAACAUUAACUAGAUGUGUUCUUUUUUUUAAUGUGGGGAUUUCUUCUCCUGUCUCGUUGAUUUCCCGUGGAACACUUUAUAGGAGUUAACUUUCAACUCUUUAAGUAGUAAGAGAUAUUCCAUACUUGCUCUCACAAAAGUAAUUAUUGUGGUCAGUUUAUAUCAUUGUUCCAUGCGUUGAUUAUAAAAAUUCAGUAUUAAUUUUCUUUCCUCUCUGAUCUUAUACCCUUUAUAGGAAUUUUCUUUUCCCUUAAAGUAUUUCACCUUAUUAUGUAAUACAAAUGCAUAUUUGCGUAUUGGAAGCAAGAUGUUGAGAUGUGGUUUAAACAAAAAUGAUCCAUCACUUCAGACACUCUGCUUGGGUGCCUUACUCUUUCCAUCAGUGCACUUUGCUUCUGGAACCUGGUUGAAACUCUCUAACCAGUUCAUUGUCUUUCCUGCAGUGUGAGUGUCAAGUUACGUAUGUAUGCUUGGAAUAUGCCUUUACUACUUUUAAAGUUCUUAACAGUUUAUUACUUGCCCAAGUGUUACUAAAUCCUUUUCUUACGUGUACUGGAUGGGGAAAAAAUUAUAGCCAGCACUUUGAGAGGAAUGUUUUGGGGAAGGAUAUUAACUGACAUUACUAAAUGAAGGCCACAGAAGAUGUUAUCAAUGUUCUUUGUAACCUGAAAAUUGAACAAGGCUGUGAGGCUCAUUUCAAACUACUUUCAAGUGUUAAAAAUAUAUCUAUGCUGUUUCUCAGUUGUUCUACCCAAACCACGUUAGGACUCUCAAAGGUAAAAUGUCAGGGGCUUUUCAGUUGUUACUGAGCUCCACAGCUGUGAUGGCCCCUGCUGUUCUACAUCAAUUUCAGUUCAAUAAAAAUGUUAACUUUACAA
Molecule: messenger RNA, 3565 nt
Organism: Cynocephalus volans (Philippine flying lemur)
Lineage: Eukaryota; Metazoa; Chordata; Mammalia; Dermoptera; Cynocephalidae
Gene: ELL2
Product: elongation factor for RNA polymerase II 2
Exons: 13
Coding region: 117-2042 (641 amino acids)
Biological process (GO): positive regulation of transcription elongation by RNA polymerase II; snRNA transcription by RNA polymerase II; transcription elongation by RNA polymerase II
Cellular component (GO): transcription elongation factor complex
Molecular function (GO): cis-regulatory region sequence-specific DNA binding
Source: RefSeq, a predicted model, not a curated record